CUCCUGGAAGGGCCGAUGGACGGGGUGCCCUGGGCAUCGGCGCGGGCUCCGGUCUACAAGACGCUCAGGCUCCCCAGUGGCAAGAGGGUCGACGUCACCAAGAGGAAUGUCUUCAUCAGGAAAUGGCGGGAAAAGCGCAUCAAGGACGAUCCCUGCCUCUACAUCACCCUCUUCGCGCUCAUGGUCGUCGUCACUAUCAUUUUUAUUUCCUACCACAGCAACCAUGUGCAUAGAGAACGGACCAAUGAACAAAAAACUCGGACUGAGUUUGAAUUCACCUCAAGUGGUCCGGAGGACACCGAUGACGACGGCAACACCACCUUGACGAGUUUCUUGGAAAGCAAUGCGCACGGGGGCGACAAGGUCUCACAAUGGCUGCCAACACCAGCGCCCUCCGUACUGCUUCGUCGAGGAGUUAGAACGACAAAAAAUAUUGUUGUCACUACUCUUACAGACUCGCGACUUUACAUUGCCCCAAUAGUAAAACCAUGACGUAUAAUAUUUAUUUAUUGACAUAGCGUAAUCUAUGAAUAAAGUAAUUCCUGUACAAGUUAACGUAUACAAAAAAAAAA
This is a messenger RNA of Ixodes scapularis (black-legged tick), 572 nucleotides long. RefSeq lists its product as uncharacterized. The coding region runs from base 16 to 492 and encodes 158 amino acids. NCBI's taxonomy places the organism in Eukaryota, Metazoa, Arthropoda, Arachnida, Ixodida, Ixodidae. The record is from RefSeq and is a predicted model, not a curated record. The transcript has 4 exons.